ACAGAUACAAUUUUACCAUUUAUUCCUUUCAAGCUUUUAGUGGUCAACAGGAUUAUAGAAGCUAUCGAUGAGGAACCAAAGAUUAGGGUUGGAUUUUGGGCUUGACAAACAUUUCAGAAACAAUGAGAGUGAUAGGUGAGGCUGCGGCGGGUUUUUCCGAAGAGGGUAGCGAUUCCGGCGAACAUCUGCCGGUCUACGGUUCUGUCGAGUUUACAUAGAGCUACGAUUUUGGUGUGUAUUCCGGCAAUACAAGCAAUGGUUGUCAGAUUCUACCACCCACACCACGCUAAUUUCUUUCUCCCUCUUCGUUCCUGAUGACCUCCACAAAAUUUUCUUUACCCUUCCUCUAUCAGCCUCCUUCCUCCGCUGCAUCCAUCAUCGAUUUGUCAGCCCUAGUCGAUUGUCUUCUGUGGAUUUUAAAAGGGAUCCAUGGCCAAAGGUAUUUGAUGCGGCUAAAGAUAUUGUCAAGAAGGUGCUAAAUCCUGACCCAAAAUGAUACAUGGAUACAAAACGCCAUAAAGACUACAAAUGUUAAUUUAGGUGAAACUGUUAAAGCAAGACUCAAGCAAUUCUCUGUAAUGAACAAACUAAAGAACAGAGCUUUAAGGGAUCUCACCUGGGAUUCCAAUAUCAAAACUGAUGAGGGAGGGGUAGGUUGUUUUAAUCUGUUUAUCUUUAUUUGGAAUUUUAUCCGAUUACUUGGAACAAGGACCAUAAACAUAAUCAUGGUUAAUCUUAGUCAUAACUUUAUAAAAGCAAGCUUUGAAAGCGAGUUGCAUUAUGCACCUCAACUGCUCGAGGAAAUGCUUGAACCAGGGAUCAUUGAUCGGCAUAACGAUUAUCAAAUUCGGUUCGAUUUUAAUAAUUUAAAGACCGUCAGCAAGAGCAGCUGAAGUCUCUACCGGUGGAUUUCUGGGAAUUAUGAACGUGUCUCAAUUCAUGUGGAUAAAAACUAUGAGGAGCUAACCGAGCUUAGGAUUGGAGUUUGUUGAUGGGGCCAUACAUGUAUUGGAACAAUUUUGAAUAGUACAGCUUUCGUAGACGUUAUUUUUUGGACCAACCUUUUGACCGAUACUAUUAAGAAGAUGGUGUAGUAUAAGAGUGAUAAAGAAAGAUUAUCGUUUGGGUUUUUCAUGGGAAAGACAGGGAAAUAUAGAAAUUUUACCUCUGUAACCUUGAUUCAGAGUAUUCCAGUGAAUACUUCUCCAAAAUUUCCUCGGAAAAAAUCGAGUUAUGCAAUGAACAUUUGUCAAAGAUCACAUCACCACCAACAACUGAAUUAUCAGAUUCAUGCUUUACCUUUAUAUGAGAUUGCUGACAACGAACACAUAUCAUCAAGUGAAAAGUUAUAUUGGGCCUUGGCUAAAGUAUUCCGCUCUAGAACCGAGCAGCCUGAUUCUUAUUUUUAUAGUCUCUGCCGGACUGCCGUUUGUGGUUGCCCAAAUGGACCUGUGUGGGCGGCUGUGUGUGUGCACUGUUCUUCGGUUUUCGCGUGAACUCAAUCCAAGUUUCCCGCCUCUGCGCUCAAAUUCACACGAAUGAUGAAUCCUUUGCCACAGACUCAUCAUAUCCACCCCAUCUACUAGAGUCCUACGCAUCAACUGGAUCUACACCGGAGACAACUCUAGAUCCAUUAAAGUUUACCCGGAAAACAUGUCCGGCCAAUCCGACCCUCGAGGUUCAACAUUUUCAGCCGUUGAGCGUGAACUGAGAUGAUAAACACUCUCUUCAACUUGAAUAUCUUCUGCAUAUCCAUCAGAAAACAAUAUCUUGAAAAGUGAGCAAAGAAGCUAUUGCUAGUCAUUGGGUUCAUAUCUACUACAAAACCUAUACGAUUACAGCCAUUGAUAAUACUACUCAAGAUUUGACUCACCAACCUCCUUUUCCAUUUAUUCAAAAUGAAACUGUGUUUGUAAAGGCUGGCUCGGCCUUCAUCGUGUUAGUUAUGGAGAAGAUAAUUAAGCUUUUCUGUUGCAUUCUAUGAUCAUGUCAUAUCUCUCUCCUUUAGUUCCUUUGGGUGAAGUUUUAUUAUCUUAUAAACGAGAAAUUUGCUCUUAAUUCCCUCUGUUCGGAAAAAAAAAAAAUCAUUCGAAUAAUCAUAGGUUACACUUAGACCAUCAUAUUAAUGUCUCGCUACAAUCAAUUCCUUCUAUUUGAAAAAAAAAACAUUAGCAGCCAGUCAGGCUUUGUAUCAACUUACCCAGUGGCGGAUCUACAUGGAACGAUGGGGGUACUACAACAUCCCCAACAAAUUGUUUUAUAUAAAAAAACAAAUUAUUUGUAAACAUUUUUCAUGUUAUUGUACCCCAGCAAAUGG
This is a messenger RNA of Lactuca virosa, 2317 nucleotides long. Lineage: Eukaryota; Viridiplantae; Streptophyta; Magnoliopsida; Asterales; Asteraceae. The record is from the annotation of a GenBank genome assembly.